Messenger RNA from Chanos chanos (milkfish), 1296 nucleotides. It is a transcript of the gene syt2a, whose product is annotated as synaptotagmin IIa. Gene Ontology annotation, biological process: calcium ion-regulated exocytosis of neurotransmitter; synaptic vesicle endocytosis. The transcript is spliced from 8 exons. Gene Ontology annotation, molecular function: phosphatidylserine binding; calcium ion binding; SNARE binding. The record is from RefSeq and is a predicted model, not a curated record. Lineage: Eukaryota; Metazoa; Chordata; Actinopteri; Gonorynchiformes; Chanidae. The coding region runs from base 1 to 1296 and encodes 431 amino acids. Gene Ontology annotation, cellular component: dense core granule; plasma membrane; axon.
AUGAAGUGGAACUUGUUCAAGAAAAAACCUGAGGCAAUGGUUGGUCCACAGCCAACCGGAGCAGGUGCCAUGACAAUGGCCCCUGUCGUUUCCACGGGAGCCAGCAACGCCACAGAGUCUGAGGAGCCAGUCAGCAAGAAUGACGUUUUUGGGGACAUUAAAAACAAAUUCCUCAAUGAGAUUGACAAGCUACCAUUGCCCUCAUGGGCCAUCAUUGCCAUAGCCGUGGUAGCGGUGCUGCUGAUUGUCACAUGCUGUUUCUGUAUUGUAAAGAAGUGUUUCUUCAAGAAGAAGAAAGGAAAGAAAGGAAAGAAAGGAAAGGGUGAUAUGGGCAUGAAGAACAUGAAGGGGGGAGAGAAACAGGAGGAAGAAGAUGAUGAGGAUGAUGCAGAGACAGGGAUGACAGGAGAUGAGAAAGAGGAGGAACCAAAAGAGAAAGAGAAACUUGGCAAACUGCAAUUCUCUCUGGAUUAUGACUUCUCAGACAACAAGCUCACUGUAGGCAUUUUGCAAGCUGCAGACCUGCUCUCUAUGGAUAGUGGAGGCACCUCUGAUCCUUAUGUGAAAGUAUUCAUUCUCCCUGACAAAAAGAAGAAAUUCGACACCAAAGUACAUAAGAAAACUCUGAAUCCUGUCUUCAACGAGACCUUUACUUUCAAGAUUCCCUUCCAGGAGAUGGGUGGAAAGACUCUGGUGAUGUCAGUGUAUGACUUUGACCGCUUUUCUAAGCAUGACGUCAUCGGUGAGGUGAAGAUUCCCAUGAACACUCUGGAUCUGGCUCAGCCCAUUGAGCAGUGGAGAGACCUGGAGAGUGCAGAGAAAGAGGAGCCUGAGAAACUGGGCGAUAUCUGCAUCUCUCUUCGCUAUGUGCCCACGGCUGGUAAACUCACCAUAUGCAUACUUGAGGCCAAGAACCUGAAGAAAAUGGAUGUGGGAGGACUGUCAGAUCCCUAUGUGAAGAUUCACCUGCUCCAGAAUGGUAAACGUUUGAAGAAAAAGAAGACUACGGUGAAGAAGAACACGCUGAACCCGUACUACAAUGAGUCCUUUAGCUUUGAGAUUCCUCAGGACCAGAUGCAGAAAAUCCAAGCGAUCAUCACAGUGCUAGACUACGAUAAGAUUGGCAAGAACGAUGCCAUUGGGAAGAUCUGGGUGGGCAGUAAGGCGACGGGCACUGAGCUGAGGCACUGGUCAGACAUGCUGGCCAACCCACGCCGCCCCAUCGCCCAGUGGCACCCACUUAAACCAGAGGAGGAAGUUGAUGCUGCUUUGGCUGCACUGACUGCCAAGAAGUAA